Yarrowia lipolytica CLIB122 is the source of this 789-nucleotide messenger RNA. RefSeq names its product mitochondrial 54S ribosomal protein uL23m. Gene Ontology annotation, molecular function: structural constituent of ribosome. The record is from RefSeq and is a predicted model, not a curated record. Gene Ontology annotation, cellular component: ribosome; mitochondrial large ribosomal subunit. Gene Ontology annotation, biological process: mitochondrial translation. Lineage: Eukaryota; Fungi; Ascomycota; Dipodascomycetes; Dipodascales.
AUGCGACUUUCCGGGGUGUCUCGAUUCGGCGCAACGGUCGCCAAGUUACAGCGACCUACCAUCACUCUGCCCACCAAGCAGGCCUCCGGCAUCGACGCCAACAAGUACAAGGGCGGGCUGCCUCUGCAUCGACCCUUGAACCAGGAAGAGCGAGUUGCCAAGCUGGAGCAGGGCAUCGAGUCUGGCGACGCCCAUUUCGCGCUGGGUAAGCGGGAGGUGUGGUUCCCUAAGGAGCAGGUUAUUCUUGUGCGACCCAAUGCCAAGCUGACCCCCUACCAGGCGUCCUUUCUCACUCCUCUGCACAUGAACAAGAUGGAACUGCGAGACUACCUGUACAACGUCUACGGUCUGCGAGCGCUCAACGUGCGGUCCGUGGUUUUCCCCGCCGCAUUUGAGCGAGAAAACCCCACCCGACCCCGAUACCGAAAGCGAAUGAUCAAGAAGAUGACUAUUGAGAUGGAGGAGCCCUUUGUGUGGCCCGAGGACACUGACGGCUUUCUGGCCAAGAUGGAGGAGUCGGCAAGAGAGACCAAGAAGCUCAUGGACGAGGUCACCGGCCUUGAUUCCCUUGGGUCCAGUCGAGAUCGACCCUCUACUGCCUUUGGGGGAAUUAUGGGCCCCUACAAGAAGGCCGGAUCACCUUUCGUGGCCCAGAAGGUGGCAUCCAAGCUUGGCGGCUCCAAGCGACGAGAGGCCGAGGCCGAGGCUCAGCAGGAGAAGAUGCGAAACAUCGCCUUCUACCUGGCCAAGAACAAGCAGGCUGGCAUUCCCCAGCCUAAGACAAACUAG